AUGCCAGGCAGCAGUGCAGGCGGACGUGGUUCGGGAUUUGAAGCUUCCCGUAACGGAUCCGCACAAGAGGCAGCCGCGGCGCAGAACAAAGCCGCAGGGCCGUCACCGGUAGUACCACGUGCCCAAACAACUGGAGCUGCACAGCCUCCAGCCACUGCAGCAGCUCCACAACCUGUAGUAACAGGCGUGGGAAGUCCGAAUACAACGACGAGCACGAACACAGUAAGGCUACAAUUUAAAUGCAUGUGCAUCUUCCCCCGGAUUUUGAUCUUGUUCCCGUGAUUCUUCGGCCUUUUUGGCUCUUAUUUUUGCAGGCUUCUACCUUUAGUUUUUCGCCUGCUUCUACCUCUUUUAUCGAAGAUUCUACCUUUUUUGUAGAUAACCUUAUAUUCCCAACCCGGAUUUGUGUAACAAUGGACGAAAACGGGAACCAGGUAGAUGAAUCCAAGAUCAUGAAUCUGACUCGUCUUAGCUCUAAACACAACAGCAGAAAAACUCCGUGCUCAGCAAGCCGCAAAUGGAAGAGCGAAUCUGACAACUACAGCUGCCCCUCAGCCUGCACAAAGGCAUGUUGUGCCUCAACACACAGCUUUAUGGCGACGUUUACUUGUGACGAAGGUCGUGAGUAUCAAAGGUGAGUAGUAGUCUAAGUAAUCGACGAAUGCGUUCCACAUGAUUUUCAUAGAAGAUCCAAACCUUUUCCGAACUUCAUGGGAAGAAACCAAGACCUUUGGUCCAAAUCUAAAAGUAAAACUAGUAAACAUUAACGUAGAUGGAGGAUCCAACUAGUACAAGAACUCCUUUCUUUUUCCUCCUUCCUUGAGAACUACAACUUCUAGUAUAAGCAUGAUGAUUUUCUCAGCUGAAGGAAGCGGUCGCCGGUCCUUGCUUUCCCUUACUACAACUUCUAGUAAGAAUGAUCAUGGAAGUGGUCGACGGUCCUUGCUUUCCCUUACUACAACUUCUAGUAAGAAUGAUCAUGGAACAAGUGGGCGACGGUGGUCCCUGCUUUCCCUUCUUCAGAUCCAUAUCAUCCCGUCCUUCUUCUGGUGGUCCUUGCUUUCCCUUCUUCACAUCCACAGGAUCCCGUACUUCUUCUAACUGUUUCCGUGGUCCCAGCACCCGCUCCGGAGACGAGGAUGCUGACGCGGGAAAACGUGAACCGGGAGAGCGGAGGCAACAACGCACGCGUUCAGCCAUUUAUGGGAGACGUAGGUGGUGUCCCAGCUUGGCAGGCGCAUAUGGAUUUCGCCUUUGCUGCGCCUGAAGAAACAAUUCCUGAUACUGCUUCCGAGUAAAUUUACCAUAUGAUGUUGCGGACGAUUAGGAUUAGAAGUUCAACUUCUCUACGGAUGACAAAUUAAUUUCUGAACAUGAUCCAAGUGCACAACAUCAACUAGAAAAAAGUAGCAUUUUUUCUACUACUGUUUUCAACAUGCAGUUGUAAUAUAUUUCGAGAGCAUUCUUACUCCACCGUUCCUCGUUAUCGUAUUUUCUUAUUCGAUAGCAGUAUGAAGAAUGCUAGAAUGAACCACUAGAACUUUGCCAACGUGUCAUCAUAUUUUUUGCCCAUCUUCAAUGUAUUGCCCAACAAGUACGAAUACAACAUGCUUAUCCUUCUCAAACUCAAUUCAUUUAUUAUUUCGACGGACUUUCACUACAACAGAAAUGCCCUAGAAGAAAUUAACUAAAAUCUUUUCAGAUUCAGUCAGACCAGCUAUUGCUAUACAGACAGUCGGAAAAGCUAUAAUACAGUGUAGUAAGUAGAAAGUUGUGUCGACUAAGUUAGUAAGUAGUAAAAGUACUAUGACAUUUGACAUUAUCUUGCCUGACUAAGUCUAUUACCAAAAUCUGUUCACAGGAUCCAGAAAAACCAAGUUAUCUACUCUGAAACUUAAUCUAUCAUCAAGAUCAAGAGCAAAGUCCUCAAGAGAGUCGUUAUCCAGCGAGGUUUUUAUACCAAGAACUUCAUCUAGUACUACUAGUUUGGGUUUGCUUGUUCCACUUUCGUCCACCAUAAGGAAGCUUGUAGCUCAGUAGAAGUACAUCAGCCUAUUCUUGCACCAGUGUAGUUAUCAGAUCAUAUAAGUGACCGUAGUCUGCGAAUGAACAGCAACACACAAGUUCCAAGAAUCAUUCUCGAGCAAGAAACCCAUGGAAGAACCUCAGCGUUGUGGAACCGAGCAAGUAACCGAUUUAGAAAGUACUCACGAUGAGUUACUAGUGUUAAUGAUGAUGUAGUUAGUCUAACUACAAAAAUUCUGUUGAAUUCAUCGAUCGCCUUGAGAAGUCACCUGCACUUCAGCUGAGGAGGGUGAGUAUCCCUGCCCCCAUAGAGAAAUGCCAAGCAAGAAUGAAACAGUGAAAAUCGGAAAAAGCACUACAAGAACAAACAAAGAU
Molecule: messenger RNA, 2400 nt
Organism: Amoebophrya sp. A25
Lineage: Eukaryota; Dinophyceae; Syndiniales; Amoebophryaceae
Source: the annotation of a GenBank genome assembly